GGCUCCGCCCCGUGACGCGGGCCCCGCCCCCAGCGCCCGCUUCCAAGAUGGCGGCGGCGAUACCUGCCCGGCCGUCCGAGUGGCGGUGACGACGGGGAGCAGACCAGGCCACUCCAAGGUGACUGGUUCUCCUUGAUCGCUUCUGUUCCCGCUGGUCCCAGAUUGGCUGUUGGAAUGCCUUUUUCUGUCUUCCGUGCCAGUUCCAAUUUUAGAUAAUGCCUCACAUCUCUGCUCCCCGGGGACCUCCUGGAGCCCCCAUGAUCCGGAAGAAGACAGCCUGAACACAGAAAUUCCUUCCCUCUCUCCUUAGCCCUCGGCAGGAUGUUGCGGAGGCUGCUGGAGAGGCCCUGCACACUGGCCCUGCUUGUGGGCUCCCAGCUGGCAGUUAUGAUGUAUCUGUCACUAGGGGGCUUCCGAAGCCUUAGUGCCCUCUUUGGCCGGGACCAGGGCCCAACGUUUGAUUAUUCUCAUCCCCAUGAUGUCUAUACUAACCUCAGUCACCUGCCCGGGGCCCCUGGAGCCGCAGGGGCUCUCCCAGCUCAAGCUCUGCCUUACUGUCCAGAGAGAUCUCCUUUCUUAGUGGGUCCCGUGUCAGUAUCGUUUAGCCCAGUGCCAUCGCUCGCCGAGAUUGUGGAGCGGAAUCCCCGGGUGGAGCCAGGGGGCCGGUACCGUCCUGCGGAAUGUGAGCCACGCUCCCGGACGGCCAUAAUCGUGCCCCACCGUGCCCGGGAGCACCACCUGCGGCUGCUGCUCUAUCACCUGCACCCCUUCCUACAGCGCCAGCAGCUUGCAUAUGGCAUCUAUGUCAUCCACCAGGCUGGAAAUGGAACGUUUAACAGAGCCAAACUCCUGAAUGUUGGGGUGCGGGAAGCCCUGCGUGAUGAAGAAUGGGACUGCUUGUUCUUACAUGAUGUGGACCUCCUUCCAGAAAAUGACCAUAACCUCUAUGUGUGCGACCCCCGGGGACCUCGCCAUGUUGCUGUUGCCAUGAACAAGUUUGGAUACAGCCUCCCGUACCCUCAGUACUUCGGUGGGGUUUCGGCCCUCACUCCUGACCAGUACCUGAAGAUGAACGGCUUCCCCAAUGAAUAUUGGGGCUGGGGUGGUGAGGAUGAUGACAUCGCCACCAGGGUUCGCCUGGCUGGGAUGAAGAUCUCCCGACCCCCCACCUCUGUGGGGCACUAUAAGAUGGUGAAGCACAGAGGCGAUAAAGGCAAUGAGGAAAACCCCCACAGAUUUGACCUCCUGGUCCGUACCCAGAAUUCUUGGACACAAGAUGGAAUGAAUUCACUGACAUACCAGUUGCUGGCUAGAGAGCUGGGUCCUCUCUAUACCAACAUCACUGCAGACAUUGGGACUGACCCUCGAGGUCCUCGGGCUCCCUCUGGUCCCCGAUACCCACCGGGUUCCUCCCAGGCCUUCCGACAAGAGAUGCUGCAUCGCCGGCCCCCAGCGAGGCCUGGUCCUCUGCCUACUGCCAACCACACAGCUCCCCACGGUUCACACUGAUUCUUCUCUGUCCACUUUAAUCAUGAAACCGAACCAGAGGGGUCGUGUUCCCCACGCCCUCUGCUCCUCACUGCUUUCGGAGGGAUGUGAGGGAACUAAACCCUAGUGCUGUGCUGGGGGGCAGGGACCUCUCCUCACUGUUAGACUGGAGCUGGGCUCCUCUAGACCUGGAGGUUCCUCUUUCUAGGGGCCACCUGUCAGGGCUUAUGACUGUGAAUCCUUGAUGUCAUUUUAUGUGACGAAUCCUAGGAGUCCCCGGCCCCCGGGGUAGGCAGGCGCAGGGCAGGACCCCAAGCCCCUUCCUCGUCCAUGGAUGUCACUCCUUUCCAAGAGUGACCUGGCUUCUCCUGGGACCUCUGUGAAUAUUUAUUCUAUUUAUGGUUCCCAAGAAGCUGUUCUGGUGGAGGAAGCCCCUACCAGGGCAUUUCCUGCCCGUGCUGGAGUAGCUCCUGUGGUCUUGGCCCAGGGGGCUGGGAUUUUGAUACCUUUUCUAAUAAAGGACUUAGUCUCA
Peromyscus maniculatus bairdii (prairie deer mouse) is the source of this 2020-nucleotide messenger RNA. NCBI's taxonomy places the organism in Eukaryota, Metazoa, Chordata, Mammalia, Rodentia, Cricetidae. The record is from RefSeq and is a predicted model, not a curated record.